This is a messenger RNA of Solanum lycopersicum (tomato), 3478 nucleotides long. Its product is annotated as vacuolar sorting protein 18. Gene Ontology annotation, biological process: vesicle-mediated transport; vacuole organization; intracellular protein transport. The record is from RefSeq and is a predicted model, not a curated record. Gene Ontology annotation, molecular function: protein-macromolecule adaptor activity. NCBI's taxonomy places the organism in Eukaryota, Viridiplantae, Streptophyta, Magnoliopsida, Solanales, Solanaceae. Gene Ontology annotation, cellular component: HOPS complex; endosome.
UUACUUUUGAAAUUCUUCUGAAAUCAUCCACAUCGCGACUUUCUCUCUCGAGAGAUCGAUUGACUCUUCUCUUCUCCUCCAUCGCGUCUCUGCUCCCUCGCUCUCCCUCGCUGUCGCGUCUCUGCUCCCUCGCUCUCCGUCGCUGUCGCGCUGUCGCGUCUUCUCCCUCGCCGACGGCGGCCGACGACCCUCCGACCCUCGCAACUCUCACUCUCUGUUUUCAGAAUGGAAAGAAGACAUCACGUUUUCUCUGUAGAUCUUCUUGAAAGAUAUGCCACAAAAGGCCGUGGAGCCAUUACAUGCAUGGCGACUGGCAAUGAUGUCAUCGUUCUUGGAACCAACAAAGGCUGGGUGAUCAGACAUGACUUUGGAGUGGGUGAUUCUUAUGAUAUAGAUCUCUCUGUUGGCAGGCCUGGGGAACAAUCAAUUCAUAAGGUUUUCGUUGACCCUGGAGGGAGCCACUGUAUUGCCACUGUUAUUGGCAGCAGUGGUGCCGAUACAUAUUAUACUCAUGCUAAAUGGACAAAGCCACGUAUUUUGAGCAAACUAAAAGGUCUUGUUGUCAAUGCUGUCGCCUGGAACAGACAACAUAUAACAGAAGCUUCAACUAGAGAAAUCAUUUUGGGUACGGACAAUGGUCAACUUUACGAGAUGGCUGUAGAUGUAAAGGAUAAAAUGGAGAAGUACAUUAAGUUACUAUUUGAACUUAAAGAACUACCUGAGGCAUUCACUGGUUUGCAGAUGGAAACAGCAAGUGUGCACAAUGGUACCAGAUUUUAUGUGAUGGCUGUUACACCUACGCGACUUUAUUCUUUCACGGGGAUUGGAUCACUUGAUGCCAUUUUUGCAAGCUAUGUGGACCGCACAGUUCAUUUCAUGGAGCUUCCUGGUGAAAUACCUAACAGUGAACUGCACUUCUUUAUCCAGCAAAGGAGGGCUGUACACUUCACGUGGCUUUCUGGAGCAGGUAUCUACCAUGGUGACCUAAAAUUUGGAGCACAACGUAGUUCGCCAAAUGGGGAUGAAAACUUUGUGGAAAAUAAAGCUCUUCUGGACUACUCUAAAUUCUCUGAAGGAGUUGAAGGUGUCAAACCUAGCUCUCUGGCUAUAUCCGAGUUUCAUUUCCUACUUCUCCUUGGCAACAAGGUUAAGGUGGUGAACAGGAUAAGUGAACAGAUAGUUGAAGAACUUUAUUUUGAUCAGACAUCUGAUGCAGUUUCAAGAGGUAUUAUUGGCUUAUGUAGUGAUGCCUCAGCUGGGUUGUUUUAUGCAUAUGACCAAAAUUCUAUCUUCCAGGUGUCCGUAAAUGAUGAAGGUCGUGAUAUGUGGAAAGUGUACUUGGACUUAAAAGAAUAUGCUGCAGCUUUGGCUAGUUGUCGUGAUGCCCUGCAGAGAGACCAAGUUUAUCUGGUUCAGGCUGAAGCUGCUUUUGUUGCCAAGGAGUUCCUCAGAGCUGCAUCAUUCUAUGCAAAAAUUAAUUAUGUAUUAUCUUUUGAAGAGAUCUCAUUGAAGUUCAUUAGCAUAGGCGAACAGGAUGCACUGAGAACAUUUCUCCUGCGGAAGCUUGAUAAUCUUUCAAAGGAUGAAAAAUGUCAAAUAACAAUGAUUUCGACAUGGGCUACUGAAUUAUAUCUUGAUAAGAUCAAUCGGCUGCUUCUAGAAGAUGAUGAUGCUUUGGACAGUAAUAAUACCGAGUACCAAUCACUCAUUAAAGAGUUUCGUGCUUUCCUUAGUGACUGCAAGGAUGUAUUGGAUGAGGCAACCACCAUGAAACUACUAGAAAGCUACGGUAGAGUUGAUGAGCUAGUGUUCUUUGCUAGUCUAAAGGAGCAAUACGAAAUUGUGCUUCACCACUACAUUCAGCAAGGAGAAGCAAAGAAGGCGUUACAAGUUCUUCAGAAGCCUAAUGUUGCAACAGAACUUCAGUACAAGUUUGCACCAGAUCUCAUCAUGCUUGAUGCAUAUGAAACUGUUGAGUCAUGGAUGACCACUAAGAGUUUGAACCCGAGAAAGCUCAUUCCUGCAAUGAUGCGUUAUUCAAGUGAACCACAUGCAAAGAAUGAAACUCAUGAAGUAAUCAAGUACCUGGAGUAUUGUGUUCAUCGUUUACAGAAUGAGGAUCCCGGAGUUCACAAUCUGUUACUUUCCUUAUAUGCCAAAAAGGAAGAUGAGAGUGCUCUUCUGCGUUUCCUAGAAUGCAAGUUUGGUAAAGGGCAACCAGGUGGACCUGAAUUCUUUUAUGAUCCCAAAUAUGCGCUACGCCUUUGCCUCAAGGAAAAGAGAAUGCGAGCUUGUGUUCAUAUAUACAGCAUGAUGUCUAUGCAUGAAGAAGCAGUUGCCCUGGCAUUACAGGUUGAUCCAGAGCUUGCUAUGGCUGAAGCAGACAAGGUAGAAGAUGAUGAGGACUUGAGGAAGAAGCUUUGGCUUAUGAUUGCUAAGCAUGUCAUUGAGCAGGAAAAAGGAACCAAAAGGGAGAAUAUACGAAAGGCAAUUGCUUUUCUCAAGGAAACUGAUGGUCUGUUAAAGAUUGAGGACAUUUUACCCUUCUUCCCAGACUUUGCUUUAAUUGAUGACUUCAAGGAAGCAAUUUGUUCAUCCUUAGAAGAUUACAAUGAGCAAAUUGAAAAACUAAAGCAGGAGAUGAAUGAUGCAACCCGUGGUGCCGAUAACAUUAGAAAUGACAUCAGCGCUCUUGCUCAGCGAUAUACUGUAAUUGAUCGGGAUGAGGAAUGUGGGGUUUGCCGGCGGAAAAUAUUAAAUGUGGGUGGUGACUAUCGAAUGACUACAGGUUAUAUGGCUGUUGGACCAAUGGCUCCUUUCUAUGUCUUUCCAUGUGGGCAUGCAUUUCAUGCACAAUGCCUGAUUGCUCAUGUGACGAGGUGUACUAAUCAAGCUCAAGCUGAAUACAUUCUGGAUCUGCAGAAGCAACUUACUUUACUUGGGGCUGAACCUAAGAAUGUUUCAAAUGAUGGCUUGUCGGAAGAACCGCUAGCUAGUGUGACACCUAUGCAUAAGAUCCGAUCACAGCUGGAUGAUGCUGUAGCUAGUGAUUGCCCAUUUUGUGGCGACCUUAUGAUCCGAGAGAUUUCCAUGCCGUUCAUCUUGCCAGAAGAAGCAGAAGAAUCUGAAUCCUGGGAGAUAAAGCCACAUAAUUAUCCUAGUCAGAGAAGCCUUUCUUUGGCUGUGUGAUUUUGUCAUCUGUUAGUGCAGGUCUCUCCCUGCAAUUAUUUAUUUGAUGUUUCCCCAGAAAAGGUUUAAAAAAAACAAACAUGUUUGAGGUGUCAAAAACAACUGCUUGUUUGCUGUGUGCUAAUUUAUCAGGUUUGGUUGUAAUUAUUGCAACCUGAAGCUAAUGCAAGCAACAGAGGCUAUGUUGUUUGUAGGGGCAAGAAAUUGCUCGAUGAUAUUUCACGAAUCAUUGUGCACCAAGCAUCAUCUUGGAAAAGAAGUGCUUAUUUUUAUUUUCUUUUGCGUACUA